AUGAGUCAAAUGAGAGACAUUUCAGUUGAUAAAAUAUUUACCUUCGAUGAUGUCGAUGAUGAACCACAUAAUGGUAAACCUAUUACUAUGAUAGAAAUAUCACCAAAUGAAAACUACUUUAUUACUUAUAGUGAAAGAGAUAGUUCAAUUGUCGGUUGGAAUGUUGAAGAUAUAAAUAAGGUUCAACUUAAAUUUGAUAAAACUGUUAAAAUUAAUCAUGGAAUCAAAAGUUUAUGUGUUUCUGAUAAUAAGAAACUUGCUUAUAUUUGUCAUGGUGAUAAUUUUGUAAUCGAUAUGGAUAAUAAAGAUAAAAAUAUUGCAUUAAGUUUUUAUGGAAGAGUUGAUGCAGAGUAUUGUACCUUUAAUUUAAAGGGUGAAUUUAUUUUAUAUAGUAAAGUUUACGCUCAUUUUACUUUUGUAGAAGAUAAAAAAAUUAUUUGGAUUUAUUCUACACAAACUAAAAAUGACAAAUGGGAAUGUAAGAGAUUUUACAAGAUACCUGAAGAUUAUGAAUUAAUAAGUAUAUCAAAAUAUGAUAAAGUUUACCUGUUUUCAAAUGAUUACAUUUUUGAAUGGAAUAUUAAUACUGAGAGAGGUGUAAAAAUAUUUGGUAAUAAUAAGGAUAAUAAUAAGUUUAUUUUUCUAAAAACCAAUGAUAAAAUUAUCGUUUAUUCAAUCGAAUUGGAAAUUCUUAUUGAUUCUUUGGAUAUAAAUGAUGAUAUUCAACUAUAUAAUUUUAUGAAUCAUACUGGUUUAUUUCUUUUACCUUCUUUAUUCUAUUAUACCCUAGAUAAAGAAAUCAAAUAUUGCUGGAUCAGUAAAUAUAAAAAUAGGUUUAAUCAAACUUUAUUUGAUGAAUCAACUGAUGAUCAAACAAAGUUUGUGUUUGGAAUUCUAAAUGAACGUGUUUGGAAAUCUAAAUUUUACGAAAAUAUGUCAAAAGUUAAAGUUAUUAAAUGUGAUGAUGAUGACAAGAAAACUUACAAACUCUUAAAUAUCCAUCUAUAUAUGGAUACUGUGUCUACAUUAUUUCAAAAAGCCACAAUAAAUGAUGAUGAUAGUGAAAAAGAAUUAACUGUAUCAACUGAAAAUUUAAUUAAAUGGGAUAUACGUGUUGAUGACGGUAAAAUUAAACUGGAAGUUUUCAAAAAAGGAAAAUUAAUUAGCAUGAGAAUUGAAAAUUAUCAUUAUCCUUAUAAAUCUGAUGAUGAUUUCCGCAAUAAUCAUAAAUUAAUUGCGAGCUCAUUAUUUAAUAACAAUGAUAUCGUUAUAUUGACAACAUUUGGUAUUCUUAUUUAUACUUUUAGUGAAAAUAACAAAUCUAGUGAUAAUGACAAAUCUAUUUUUUUAAACUAUUUUUAUUUUAUGAAAUUAGAGAAUUAUAGUUAUAGAAAUAGCAAUAACAAAUAUCUCAUUAAAAAAUAUAAAGAAUAUAUGAAAAUACUUCAACAUUACAAAAGAAUAUUUUCAAAAUCUACUUUGCCAUUACCAAAUUAUGAUAGUUUUAGAUUAGAUGGAUGGGUUUCAGAUGUAAUAAAUAAUAAGUCAAGUCUUUUGAAAUAUGGAGUUGAAUUAUUAAAAUUUGCAAUUAAAGAACAUAAGUUAGAAUUGAUUGAUGAUAUUUAUAAAAAAUGUAUGACUUAUUUUAAAGAAGAUUUAAUGAACAAUAAGUCAUUUUUAAGUAUUAUCACUUCCACAAUGCCAUUACUAAAUGAAUAUUAUCCAAAAUAUAUUAUAAAAUAUACAUCAGAAACGAAUAUGAUCAUAGAUUCAUCUUUUUAUAGUACAAAGAAUCAAAAUAAAAAUUUAAAUCUUUAUCCUUUUUUUCAAUCUCCUCAAAUAGUUAAUUUAUCUCAAUCUCUCUUAUGGACAAAGUACCACCAUAAACUUUAUUGCAUAAAGACUAAAGUCAAUUUUCCAUUAAUAAAAUAUUACAUAUUACAAUAUUUAAUGAUGUAUCAUACAUAUACUUCACAGUUCACACUGUCGGUGGCAAAAAUUACGUUUUUGACCACUCGUAUUACUUUCUUGACUUGA
This is a messenger RNA of Rhizophagus irregularis DAOM 181602=DAOM 197198, 2037 nucleotides long. The record is from RefSeq and is a predicted model, not a curated record. Lineage: Eukaryota; Fungi; Glomeromycota; Glomeromycetes; Glomerales; Glomeraceae.